AAAACAAUAGGUAGGAUGACAAACAUAGCAGGAUGAUUGUUAAACACAAUAUCAAAUUUCAGUUUUAACGUAUUACCACUAAUCACUAAUGUCAUAUUAAUAGUGCAUAAUAUUGUACAUUUUGCAAGGCAAAUUUAAAUGAAAAAUAAUUUUUUGAUAUGGAAAAAAAAUAUAUUAUUGACAUCAAAGUUAUGGGCUUAGAAAAAAUAAAGAAGGAUAAAAUUUCUGGCAAGAGAAAUGAAUUUAUUUUGCAGUUAAAGUGGAGUGACAAUACUAUUGCAGUGAUUUAUCGACCACAUAGCAUGCUGUUUGAUUUUCAGGCAAUCUUAGUUGAAAUGUUUAAAUCUUAUCGAAUUCCAACUAUGCCAUUUAUGAAGUUUCAUUGGGGAAUUUUGAAAAAAAUUGGCAUAGAAAAAGAUUGUAAGGCUGUUGAAGACUUUUGUAUGAAAAUUAUCCAAUUACCAGAUGAGGUUUCCAAGUCAUCCUUGGUUUUUCAUUUUUUUGAUUUAUGGGGCACUGAUAAACGAACAAAUGUUGAUCGAAAUGUAGAUAAAUCCUCUGGUACCAAUGAUAAGAAGCAAAAAGCACAAGAUGAGCAAUACAAAGUUGUAGAAGACUUUCUAGGGACAGGUCUUGGUGAAGUCUCUUUAGUUGCUGGAGAAUUAGUGACAGUCAUGGAAAAAGAUGAUAGAGGUUGGUGGUUUGUUGCAUGCAAUUCUGGAAAACAGGGGUGGGCACCAGCAACUCGUUUAGAGUCUUUAAAACAUAAAAAUAAAGAGUUUUCUUACAACUGGGUUUCCGUUAUUAAUGAUAAAGGAAAAGGUCUAAUAUAUAAAUCAAUCAGUGCUUACAACAGUCAAAAUGAAGAAGAGCUGUCAAUUUCUGCUGAUGAAGAAGUAGAAGUUCUUGAAAAAAGUCAAUAUGGUUGGUGGAAAAUCAGGUAUCAAGGAAGAGUUGGAUUGGCUCCUGCAACUAACCUAAGAUGUCUUGAUGAAGAUUUCUUUAUGUCAGAUGAUAAACUAAAGAGGGUAUGCUCAAUAUCAAGUGAAAAUGGGUUGUAUGCUAUCAUUCGAAAACCUCCGCCAAAAAGGGAUUCUCAAUGCAGCCAUAUUUCAUCAUCAUCUUUUAAAAUUAAUCAAUCAGAAAAAAAUAGUUCACUGGCAGAUAAACCAUCAAAAUAUGUUUACAGCAAAGCUUCAUUUUCUGGUGGAAGUUUUGUUAUUCAAGAUCAUCAGAUCAAUACUAUUCCAGAAAUAGAUUUUGAUAUCAGACGAGCAAGUGAUGGAAAUGUAGUUGGCCAAAAAAAUACAGCAAAUGAUGAAUCUUUAUCGUACCAGUGUUUGACAAAAGGCCAUAAAUCAUUUCGAAGCAAAUCCACAGGUGAUGCUAUGGAUGGGAUUUUCUUGAAUGACCAACAGAAUAUGUUACCCACAAACAAAUACGUUAAUCAAACAAAGCCAACCAAACCUGGUACAAGUGGGGAAACAGAAUUCUACAUAGCUUUGCUCGAUUACACUCCUGGCCAUCAUAAAAAUGAUGACCUUUUACUACGUAAGGGCGAUAUUGUGCAGCUCAUUUCCGCCGAUUCAGGCUGGAUGUUUGUUAUGUUAAUUGAACAAGAGAAUAUCAAUAACACAGGAAAACAAGGUUGGGUCCCAGAAACAUACUUGCAGAGAAAUUUUGAUUUUGUUAUUGACGCUCAACGCGUUUGUGACAUUCCAAAGCCAAGACCUCGUCCACGUCCCAGUCCUCGUCCACUUGAUCAGCCAAAAGCCUCUAAAAUCUUAGAUCCUAAUGAUCGUGAAACUCCAAAAGAAACUACUAAACAUCCUUCUCAUACAUCAUCUGAACCUAAGCUACUCUCUAUGCGCUAUAUAUCAUCUGAUCAAAAUAAUCCAAAUAAUAAAACAGAUCUUUCAUCUCGAGUUCAAAUGCCAGCUCCGUUGCUUAAUGACAUCUGCAAUGUUCGUAAGUAUGACGAAGAUUUGUACGAUAAACCUGAAAUGCCUCUUCGAUCAGUAUAUGAUUCCGAACCUUGGUUUUUCGGGAAUAUAUCAAGAGCAGAUUGUGAGCGCAUUUUAAGCACGUACGGUCGCCAACAAGAAUUUUUAGUUAGAGAAAGUCAGCGUGCUCCUGGUUCAUACGCACUUUCGGUGAAAUAUUGUUAUAGGAUACGCCAUUUUCCUAUUGAAUUGCAGAAUAACCAACUGUUCAUUGGUAAACUAGGCUUUACCAACUUGAUGGACAUUAUUUCGUAUUAUCAGAAAAGUCCGUUGUUUUAUUCAGAGCAUAAAGAACCCAUAACUCUUGGCGCAUGUUUUUCAAAAGAUAAUGUUCCCAAAUAAUUUUAGAUGCAAUUUUUCAAAAUGACCAUAGAGAAAUCUAAACAUUGAGUACAAUUGAAGUAAUGUUUCAAAAUUAAAAUCUAAGUUAUCUUGGAAUGACGUAGGUAGCUUUACAAAAUUACAAUAUGUAAAAUGCAAAUGAAAUUGUUGAUUUUCGCGACAAGUCUUUGCAAAUAAUAUAAACUCAAUUUUGAAUUAUUGAGUUUUUAAAACUUUUUUUUUUUUUUAUUUUCACUUUUUUUUUCAAAUGUUGAUAUAGAUCUUUAACUAUAUUUUUCUUUAAAAAUAUUUUUCAAAUAUUUUUUUAUUUGUAUUUUUUUAUUAUUUUAUGCAACUCUUAGUCCAACAGAAAAGGUUAUUGCAAAGAGCACUUGCUCUCUUUAUUGUAAAGGACACUUGGUACUAUAAGAAUAUUGUUUUUUAAAAUUUUUGGUAAAGUAUUUUAUACAACAUGUGCUCUAUUAUAAUUAUAAUUUAAGGUAAUGCUUAAAAACAAUUAUAGCAAGAUUCUAGCACAGGUGUAAGGCGCGAUUUCUUUAGUAUUUAAAUUAAAUAACUACCAUGUAAGUUCUGAACUACAAGCUUUUGUAUAUUUAUACUUAUGUCAUAUGUUGAUAUUUUGCUGAAAAUUGAUUUGAUUAUAGUCUGGAAAUGAAAAUGCCCUAAAAAGUAGGUUAUAAGUUUUUCAAAAUAUAAGUUCUAAUAUCUUAAACUUAAUAAAAAUUUUAUCACGACUACACCCGUUAACUAGAGUCUUAAAGAAAGCUAUAAAGAGUGUUUUAAGCUGAAUUGUUUUGAUGUGAAUGUAUAAGUUUAGUUGUUUAAAAAGUACUCUUUUUUUA
Molecule: messenger RNA, 3187 nt
Organism: Hydra vulgaris (swiftwater hydra)
Lineage: Eukaryota; Metazoa; Cnidaria; Hydrozoa; Anthoathecata; Hydridae
Product: SH3 and PX domain-containing protein 2A
Biological process (GO): superoxide anion generation
Cellular component (GO): cytoplasm
Molecular function (GO): superoxide-generating NADPH oxidase activator activity; phosphatidylinositol binding; protein binding
Source: RefSeq, a predicted model, not a curated record